This is a messenger RNA of Rotaria sordida, 1365 nucleotides long. The record is from the annotation of a GenBank genome assembly. NCBI's taxonomy places the organism in Eukaryota, Metazoa, Rotifera, Eurotatoria, Philodinida, Philodinidae.
AUGAGCACAGCAUUUGCUGUCGUCCUUCGUCCGGCACGUGUUGAACGUCCUCUAUGUGACCGGCUCUACAAUACUCUACAUCGCAUCGAAAAUAUACGUAUACCAUACGUGUUACCCAAUUUAUGUUUAGUAUCACUAGAUAUGCCAUCAUUUAUCUACACUGAUCCUACGAUAGGUGACAUUACAGUUUCAAAAGAGCAAUGGUUAAAAGAAGUAUUUAAAUUAAGUUCUGAUUCUUUAUCAGUAAACGAGACUGAAUUACUACAAUCACGUUAUGACUACAUUACUCGAGUUCCACCAAAAAUCGACGCUGUUAACCUUGAUUAUUUGCCUCGAUCUUUGUUUAACAAUGAUCAGAAAUUACAUUUAUAUACAAUAUUACGACAUGAAUCAUCUCAACAAUAUUUUGAAUCAUUACAAGCAGCCAUUAAAGAAUUGUUAUCGAAUGGUGGUAAGCGGUUACCAGGGUCACGUUGCUCACCGCUUUUCAUUCGUCCAGCCGAAUUAAUAGGUUUAAUGAGUGAUCUUAUCGGUGUUCUCAACGAAAAUAAAAUGUCUCAUGCUGAUGCAUUAAUCAAUCGAUAUUUGUGUAAUCGUUUUACAAGUGAAAUUGUGGAGAUACAGAUAGCUCAAUUCAAGGAAGAAUUAUAUGCGUAUGUUCUUAACACUGUUUGUACUGCUAUGAAAAACCGACAAACACCAGAGACAGGCAGCGAAAUUAAUGAGACAGACGCAAAAAUCAAGCAGGAACGUGAUCGUUUAGUAACCAAAUAUCUCGGUACAAUGAUCCGUAUAGCACGAUAUCAAAUUUGUGGUCUUGAUUCAUCAUUAUCUGACAGUUAUGUUGACGCUGAUCAACAAAACAAAGCCUUUCUCGACCUACCAAGAUUAAUUCAACAUGAAUUCGACAACAUACGAGCACAAAUGAAUGGAUACCAAGAACCUGAAUUGUUGGUUGUACAAAUGCGCACAAAUUUAACCAUCGAAGAUUUACGACGUCAAGAAGAUGAACAGCGAAAAUUGCUGAUACAAAUUAAAAAAGAAUUAGAAAAUAAGCGAGAUCUUGUUCAUCGCCAAAAACGAAUCAAUAUCUCUCUAAACGACGCAAAACCGGUGAAGUAUGGUCUGGCACCAUGUGGUGAAUGCGGGCGCCGAGGUGGUGCUUAUAACAUUGUUCAUGAAAAGGCAGAAUGUAUUCAUGGUCAACAAGGUAAUUUUUAUUAUUAUUAUCAUGGAAAUGAACUAAUGGUUUGUGACACAUGUAAAGCUGUAAUUAAAAUUAAGGCUACACCUAUCAAUUGUGGUCGAUGUCGAACAGAACGACGAGUGACACGCAUCUACGAAUAUGAAGAGUUAUAUAAAUGA